AUGGGGUUCUCGACGUGUGUUCGUUUUCGCGGCCGCUUCACUCUCGACGAACUCGACAAUCUCGAGCUAGAAGUGACAUCUAUAGACAAAGGCGCUACCUUCCAGACUUCUCUCUCUCGAAUCCAUGUCUCUCCCCAUGCGAGACCUGAAAAUGAUGUAGAGGGCCUCAUCCAAUUCAGCAAUCCGGGUCUAUGUGCUCUGGUCAUAGAUAGUCUACGUGGGCUACCCUUGGGUCCACAAGCCAGCGCGCUCGAGUUUCUUCGGGUCGACGGGACGCCGCUCGGCCCAUGCGCCGUCCCCGAGUGGCAUACUCGGAUCAUCUCACCUUUACCUCCCGGAACGUCGAAGGUCAUUCUUCUGGAGGCGGUGAGGAAGUACGAAGCCGACAGCGUUGCCGGCAUCUUUUACAACAUCGGUGGGCUCGUGCGCUUUACAUCAGCGCACGCCGCGAAGGCAGCAGAGGACGACGCGGCCUUGAAGAAGUUGCUUAUCUUGGACAGCUCGGUCACUGAACUGUCGCCCAGGGUCUCUGAAGACGAUCUCCGCGCGUUAUUCGAAACGCACGGAGUCAUCACUGACAUCUACCUCAAUCCCGAGAAGAAGACGCGUGGCCGACUGAGCCGCUAUGCAGUAGUCAGCUUCAGCUUGGCCGCGGGAGCCGCGGCCGCUAUCCGAGCGAAUAAUGGAAAUAUAUUCUUCGACCGCACUUUGCGGUUAUUUUUCAGUGAUGCGAACUGGGGGUCCAACGCACACAAAGCGAAUGCGAGUACGACGGCUCCUCCUUCAUCCUCCAACGUCCCCCCUGCCGACGUCGCGGCGCUCGAAGCUGCGUUCAUUGCCGAGAUCAAGACGCGAAUUUCCUGGCAGCGCAAAGCUGGAGAAAGGUCUUGGGCGAGCCCCGCCGAGGAGCGAGAUGCGCUCCGAAUUGCGCUCCGAAUCGAGCGCGACGAGGCCCUGCACAAGCUCGAGGUAACCGAGUCGCGCAGGAAGAUGCUCGAGAUGGACCUCGAGAUGUGGCGGGAGAAGUACCGCGCGCUGCAGACGCGCACAGACGUGGAGCUCCGCGAGUUGCGGGAGGAGCAGGCGCGCCAGCAAGACGAGCAGACGCGUCGACGUGACGAACAGGCGCGCAAUCAUGCCGAGAAGGACAAGGCCGACAAAGCCAAGGCCGAGAAGGCCGAGAAGGAGCGCCUGGCAAAGGAGGCGAAGGACGCGCGCUGGCGGAAGGAGGAGCAGGAGCGGCACGCAAAGGCGGAGGCCGCCCGCCUUGCGAAGGAGGCAGAGGAGCGGCGGCUUGCAGAGGAAGCCGAGGUGCGACGCCGUGCGGAGGAAGAGCAGCGGCGCCUCGAGGAAGAGGCCGCGUGUCAGAGGCGUCGGCUGGCUGCUGCCGCCGCGGAGGAGGAGCGCUGCGUUCUUCGCGACGCGCGCUGGCCUUACCGAUGGCCGUAUACCAGCUGGACUUCCCAACACGCGUGUGAUCGGUACAUGUUGGUCAGUCAGGAGUUCGACUCGCCGGUGAACUCCUUCUCCGACGCGCACCCGCUCGUCGCGCGCAGCGUACCCUGGCCGGUUCUCGAGCACCCCGCCUCCUUCGAUAUCAGCUCGCUCACCUGGGGAAAUGUCGAGUGUUUUACCAGCGCGAUGAAGGGGAUCAUGACCGACGCUGAGUAUCGGGCGUUCCUCAAGAACGCCAGGCUUCGCUUCCACCCAGACAAGUGGGCGGCGCGGAGAAUAUUGCAGGCAGUGGUAGACGAUGAAACGCGCGCGCAGAUGGAAGAGGCAUGCAAGACUGUGUCGCAGGCAAUCAACGAUGCGCGCUUCGCGGAUUCGCACAUGCCGAUCCCCGCAAGAAGUGCUCGUGGUUGCAUGAGCGAGAGCUCAGGGGUCACCGAUGUCCGAAGUGCGGCAGUUUCCGAGUGGGACUCGCACGACUCCUUGCUUUCAACCACAAUGACUCGAUAUGCCCUGACGUUGACAAUGGUCUCAUUCUCAGCUGAGGCUCCCAAUUGCGACAAAGCCAUCUCUUCACUCCGAGAUACUCCCAUAGGCCCCAACGGAGCUGCGCUGGAGCCUCUGCGCGCAGAUGGAGAGCAACUACUACCCGAUCCUCCGCAAUACUCGCGCAUCGUCUCUCCGCUGCCCAACGGAACCUCGAAAGCCGUACUCCUCGAUACAGUCAAGCAAUAUGGGCUAAUUGGAGGUGUCAAUAUCUUCAACCAUAUCGGCGGGCUGGUCCGUUUCUCGACUGCGGAGGCGGUGCAGACGGCGGAGAGGGACGCAGCUUGGGGCCAGCUGCUUAUUCUGGGAGAGAAGGUAUCGAUGCGAGCGGUAGACGAGAAGAAGCUGUUCUGUACGGACUUGUCGCCAAAAGUAACCGAGGACAAACUGCGGACACACUUUGAGAAACACGGGACCGUAGCAAACGACCGCGGCAGCCAUUCGAGCCAACCACGGGAAGGUCUUUCAGGAUCGACCGCUGCAUUUGGUGUACGGCGACUCAAACUGGGUUACACCGAUUUCUUGCCCUUCCUGCUCGACCCGUCGCAACACGAGCACUCAUGGGAAUACAUAUGUUUUCCCCUUAUGCAAUCUUCAAUACAGGGUUCCGCUCUCGCUGAGCUCGAAGCUAUCGUCGUUUCGGAAUUUCAAUACCGAAUAUACUGGCAAGCACAAGCCGCACACAACGCUGCCUGUCAUUAUCAGUCACAAGCGGAGGCUUCCAUCGAACUGCAGGAAUGCGAGGAAACCGCCAAGGCGGAACGCAAGUGCUUCGAGCUCGAACGUACGCAGUGGGCUGCGAAGCGGGCGCAGCUGGUCAGCGAUUGUGCCCAGCUGAGAGCCGAGCGUGACCGGCUACAAGGCGAACGCGACGAGGCGCUCCCGAAGCUCGACGAGGCGCUCCACAAGCUCGACGUCGCCGAGUCGCGGCGGAAGAUGCUGGAGAUGGACCUCGAGGCGUCGCGGCAGGAGGAGCGACUACAAGCAACUCGCGCGGCGAAGGCUGAGCGCGCUCUCCGCGAUGCUCUCGCUGAUCAGGAGCGACGACGCGCCGAAGAAGCUCGAGCUGCGAAAGCCGAGCAGGAGCGUCUCGCCAGGGAGGCCGCCGAACAGCGUCGGAAGGAGGAAGAAGACGCGCGACGCGCGCAGGCGGAGGCGAAGCGUCAAGCGGACUACGCCAAGCGUCAAGCAGAGGAAGCAGAACAACGUCUUCGCGCACGGGAGGAAGCUAGUAAGCGUCGCGCAGAGGAACGCCAGGCUCGCCGACGCGCCGCCGCCGCCGCCGAAGAGGAACGCUGCCUCCUCCGCGACGCGCGCUGGCCGCACCGAUGGCCGUUCUCCAGCUUCACCGUCGUGAACGCACGCGACCGCUUCCUGGCGGUCAGCCAGGAAUUCGACUCCCCUGCGACCCCCUUCUCCGAUACUCAGCCGCUCGUCGCGCGCAGCGUGCCCUGGCCCGUCCUCGCGCACCCCGCCGCUUUUGAACUUGCUUCCCUUACCUGGGAUAUGGUCGAGAAAUUUACCAAGGCGAUGAAGACGAUCAUGACCGCGGACGAGUACCGGACGUUCCUCAAGAACGCGAGGCUCCGCUUCCACCCGGACAAGUGGGCCGCGCGGAGGAUUCUACAGGCGGUGGUAGACGACGAGAUGCGCGCGCAGAUGGAGGUCGCGUGCAAGCUUGUGUCGCAGGCGAUCAACGAUGCGCACGCCACACUCAUGCUCGCCACGCUCGUCUGCCAGCUCAUAGUGCUCCAGCAGAAUAUCCUGCAGCACACCCUUCCCAUCGUCAGUGGCAUUGAUCCAUCGUCGUCGGCCUCCGUACAGAGUUUUCACGGGUACCGGUUCAUAGGGCUGGUCUUCCUUCAGGGUCGGGUGCUUCGCGAUCACCCUCGCGCAGAGUGGGCACGUAUAGGAUGUCCAAGGCUGGAAGUGCUCGCCGAGGACGUGCGCGGCGAAGUUGGCGCGGCUGGUCCCCUUGCUGAGACUGCAGUGCACGCGAGGGGAUCGCUGGUAAGGCAUGAGUUCAGCCCUAGUCAAUCUAUACCCCGCCUGUAG
Molecule: messenger RNA, 4053 nt
Organism: Schizophyllum commune H4-8
Lineage: Eukaryota; Fungi; Basidiomycota; Agaricomycetes; Agaricales; Schizophyllaceae
Exons: 16
Coding region: 1-4053 (1350 amino acids)
Molecular function (GO): RNA binding
Source: RefSeq, a predicted model, not a curated record